Messenger RNA from Lymnaea stagnalis (great pond snail), 10374 nucleotides. NCBI's taxonomy places the organism in Eukaryota, Metazoa, Mollusca, Gastropoda, Lymnaeidae. The record is from the annotation of a GenBank genome assembly.
UGCCAUUAUCUUCACAUCAAGCUUAGAUUUUGCAACUCGUGCCAAUCAUGUACCUGCCCGUAAUUUGGCCCGUAAUGGAUUUCUGAAACUGAAACACAACUUUAGGUUUCCAUGAAAUCAAGGCGAGUCACUCCCAUAUCAGCUUUGCAGUUUUUACGAACAGAGGCUAUUUUUCUCUUUGUUUUGACUGUGUUGUGCAUUUGUAGCUUACGGUAAAUAUGUUUAAUCAUUGAUUUUAUGUUUUUAGUUUUAUUGAUUUUGAAAAAAAAAUAUGUGGAGACUAAUGGAUCAUUUUGCAUCAGUUAUUUUUAGCGUACAACACCGUGUAAAGGUUAGUUGAUAUCUAAAAUUAUCUUGUGAUGCCUCGUUGUUAUCUGAUUAUGCCUUGUUGAUACAUUAUUACGCCUAGUGGAUACCUUAUGCCUUAUAUGGCUUGUUGAUACCUAUAUUUAUCCUCGUUGAAACAUACAUUGUAAUGCUUUUUUUAACAGAAGUCGAAAAUAUAAAUAACUAAAGUACACGUGUUACUUUAUCUAUAAUUUCCUAUACAUGAAAUAUACUGCUAAUUUAUUUCAAUAAGUAGAUUUUAUACUUAAUUUUUUUUUUAUGUUUAACGAUCGUUCGCUGUUUUUUAAAAAAAAUAAUAUAAUGCUAUUGUUCAUCUUAUGAACAGUUCUUUUAUCAUUAGGUGUUUCUUGAAACACAUUUUCAGGGAAAAUGUUGUAGUUAUUUUUUUUAAAAAUUAUAAUUGCGUUGUUUUUUUUUUUUUCAGAGCGUAGUUUUCACUACGUUUAUUUUGUUGAUCGAACGUGUCAUUCAAUGUAACAUGUAUUAAAAGGAUGAGACGGCGGUCGGUGCUCUGCAGCUUUUAAGUCAAAGCGUUUUAGAUGUCAACCGCUACCCGAUUUGAUCCCGUUCCCAUGUGCGAUCCCGCAUCCUUGGUGGGACCCCAUUCCCUGUUGUGUACCCGUACCCUGGUGGGACACCCGUUCCCUGGUGUGACCGCAUUCCCUGGUGGGUACCCGUUCCCUGGUGGUAUCCCCAUUCCCUGAUGGGUACCCGUUCCCUGGUGGGACCCCCAUCCCUUGGUGGGUACCCGUUCCCUGAUGGGACCCCAUUCCCUGUUGGGACCCCAUUCCCUGGUGGGACCCCAUUCCCUGGUGGGUACCCGUACCCUGGUGGGACUCCCAUUCCCUGGUGGGUACCCGUUCCCUGGUGGGACCUCCAUUCCCUGGUGGCACCUCCAUUCCCUGGUGGGUACCCGUUCCCUGGUUGGACCCCCGUUCGCUGGUGGUACCCCCUUCCUUGGUGGAAUUAUGACAAGCCAUUUUAAUCACUUUUGCCAAGAUCCGUAAAUACACGUAGAAGAAUAUACUGUUAUCUAAGCCUUCAACUUCAUUUAUGCAUAUAGCUUAAGCUAUAAUAAGUGUCAACAGAUUUGUAACUUUCUAGAAAAUUUAAUAAUUAUCCUUAAAUCUCAUUUCAUAAUAUUUGGGAAAACUCGUUACAAAAUAUAGAAACAUAAAAGAAAUUAUUAAAUACAUUCUUUUGGAGUCUAAUCCUUAAAUGGGAUUAGAAAAAAAUCGAACCUUCUAGAAUAAUCUAGAAACUUCGCGUAUGUAUUGGGGCAGCCCUGGAUGAUAAUAACAGGGAGGCGCCGAAGUAGACAUUAAAAAGAAAAACGCGCCCGGUUGGCUCUAUUUAUGUGUAUUGCCAGCGUCAUUUUGGGUUAAAGCACCCGGGCUGCUGGGUGGCCGAGCGGUCUAAAAGGACUCCAUCCAAACAGCUGAUGGUCUGGAGCUCAAUUGCCACCAAAGCACAAACAUCCCCAGCACCACGGGUGGAUGGGACUUGCUAGCCUUGGACGGCAACUCAUCUAAGAGAAGGCAAACUCAGAAUUCAAACUAGAAGCCAGGAUGAUCAAUAAAUUGAUCGUGAGGCGUCAAAUCAUAGGGGGGAAACAAGCAGUUAUUGGACACACAAAUUAAGUCACAGUUAAUCUUUGAACUUUAAACAAAACAUUAGUUAAAUUCUAUCAAUCCUUUUUUAUUCAGACCCAUUUCAAAAAGAUAAGGUGAAAAGGGGGGGGGGGGGAAAGUAGCUAUGACCUAAUUGCUAGAAGUAAAAACCAAAAAUGAAGGAUUGUUAUUAAAAAGAAAAAUACACAAAUUAAGUCACAGUUAAUCUUUGAACUUUAAACAAAACAUUAGUUAAAUUCUAUCAAUCCUUUUUUAUUCAGACCCAUUUCAAAAAGAUAAGGUGAAAAGGGGGGGGGGGGACAGUAGCUAUGACCUAAUUGCUAGUAGUAAAAACCAAAUAUGAAGGAUUGUUAUUAAAAAGUAAAAUGAAUGGACACCAUUAAGUUCCAUUCUAUUAAGUGUAGUAUUCUGAAAAACUAUAAUGUAUGCGCUAAAAUACACCUCUUGCGUUUUGAAUUGAUCAAGUACUUUUGGGAUGGGCUCAAUAAGAGAAAUUGGUGAGAAAUGUUGAAGUAGUGUAUUUAAGUAACCAUAAAGUUGUCUCCCAAUUACAACAAUUCAAUUCACUUUAUAACUUAUAUUUUUUUUUAUAUUCUCAGCAGCUCUAAAACUGACACAAUGGUGUUGGGAAUUGUCUCUUGGAUCUUAAAGAUAACAUUUUGCCUUUUAUUCUCUUGGAUUCCUCCUGCAUUGGGUAGGAUCACCGAGCAAUCCAUUUCCUCUGUGUCAUCAUGGCUGUGGCUUUCACUGGGCUGGGUAUUAGAGCAAAUCACUAACCUUGUAUGGACAUACCUGUACGCUGUCAUAGGAUCUAUUCUCGGGGCCUUGGUUACCACUGUGGCGUUUCCUUUUACCCUUGUCGCCUUGGGUUUUACCAGCGGUAAGAUACUGUUUUAUCUGACUUAUGUUUUUAACGUCACGUAAAUCUGACGAAGGCUUUCUGCCGACACGUUCGCUGUUUUGUUGCGUUUAUUUUUUUCAGGUUUAACCCUACUCUGUUUUACUCAUUUUAUUUUGUACUAACCUGAUUGCAGUCUCUCCCCUUAUUAUUACCCCUUUUUAAAUCUAUGUAUGAGUUGAACAUUUUAAUUUCAACAGGUUUCCUUUCUUGUACAAGUGCGUGGGCAAGCAAAAUGACAAAUAUGAAAGUAUAAUGAUUUUUUAAUUUUUAAUUUUUUUUUUUUUUGCGGUGGGCUUUGGGAGGGGGGGGACUGACAAAAUUAUUGCUACAGAUAUAAAUGUAUUCUCAAACCAUGGUGAAAAGUAAACAUGAAAAAUGGGAAUUUAUUUAUUUUAAUUUCAACAGGUUUCCUUUCUUGUACAAGUGCGUGGGCAAGCAAAAUGACAAAUAUGAAAGUAUAAUGAUUUUUUAAUUUUUAAUUUUUUUUUUUUUUUGCGGUGGGCUUUGGGAGGGGGGGGACUGACAAAAUUAUUGCUACAGAUAUAAAUGUAUUCUCAAACCAUGGUGAAAAGUGAACAUGCAAAAUGGGCAUUUAUUUAUUAUAAUUAAAAAAUUUGUUUUUUGAGAUUUAAGCUAUUGUCAACUAUAUAAAUAAACAAUAAAUACCGUAUUUGGUUUGUUUUAUAUUUUUCGAAAUUGAAUAUUGCCUUUGCUGUGGCAAACCAAUGUGACAUUUCAAGAAAAUAUGUCAAUUUAUUUAAGUGUUUAAUGUACAUGACACAGAGUCUAUCGUACAUCAAGCAUCAUCUGCUAUGGUGAGUUCUCUUUUAUUGUCUCUCUGUGAGUGUUUGUGGGUGCGUUUGCAUAUGAGUGUUUGUACCUGUGUGUAUAUGUUUGGUCGUUUCUUUGUCGGUGUGUAUCACAGAAUAUCUUGGAUAUUACUUUGUGGCGAAUAGUCGUCUGUCUAGGGGUUCGGUCCUCUGCGUGUGGCCACAGAAACAACAAAUGUAAGUGUCUAGUGAACCUCUCUUUCUCAAAUAAGUUUUAUUCUUGUCAUUGUUAUUCUGUGGACUUACUUUAACAAGAAGAAAUCCAUCGUGGAUGUCGGGGGUGGGGGAAGGGGGGUGACACCAUGAGAUUACCGCACGGGGUGACACCGACCCUAGCAACGCCACUGGACAGAUUGCCAAAUUAUUAUAAUGCUGGUGCUUCAAUACGGGGGAGGGGGGGGGAACGCUUGCGAUUAUAAGGUGGGUGACGUAAUAGUAUAAUAAAAUAUCAACUCAAGUCUGUGGUCUGUGUAACAACAAGCCUUUGUUCACCAUUCUACAUUUUUUAAACCCCACAUCAUAUGACCGCUCACGACAAUUCUCCUUACACCAUUCGCGCAUUUAAGUUUAUACAUUCAUAAAAACAACUGGACACGUCCAGUCAUACACCAUAACAACACACAGGACAAGCAGGUCACAAGCUUCAAUCAAUACACACGACAACAAUAACCGCCAGCCAGUCAUACUGUGAAACUGUCACGAAUGAUUAAUGAUCGGGAUUAUGAAAUAACUUAUCAAAAGUUGGUUGGUUUUAGUAUAGGUUAUUUAAAAAAAUGUAAAUUAUAAGACGGAUAAUUACAAUUAAGGUUAUUAUAAUGUGAGUUAUAAUGUGGGUGAUUAUAAUUUUAAUGAUUGUAAUGUGGGUGAUUUCAAUAUGAAUGAUUGUAGUAUGGGUGAUUAUAAUGUGAAUGAUAGUAAUGUGGGUGCUUAUAAUGUGAAUGAUUGUAAUAUAGGUAGGGCUGAUGACGACGUCAAUUGUUAGGAAGCGGCGUAAAGUUAGCUGGUUGGCUGUGCCAUUAGUUCCGACAAGGUCACGUUAUCAAGUUACACAUUAUGUCAUACCAUUUUUACGUGGCUGGCCAUCAAGAGGACACGUUGCUGGCGCUAUUUCUAAAGCCACCUUCCUGCUACUUUGGUGAAGUCCCUCAGCUAAAAUAUAAAAAAAAUAAUUUAAAAACCCUUUGUUCAAUGUGUAACAGCCAGCGUCUUGACGUCUUAAAUUUACGUUUAACUGUUUAGUCUGAAUUAAAUUCUGUCACAGAGAAUAUUGUGUUUUUCACGUUGUUUUUAAAAAAAAUUUGUAACUAUGAACUUAAUAAAAAAUGUGUUUAAAUAUUCGACAUAAAAUUGUAUUCUUUUUUGCAUACAUGUAUUUAGGCAUAGUCACCCCCUAUAUUGAUUUUCCUAGUUAGCAAAUCAUGACAGCAAGGAACCAAAAUGUAGCAGCUAAAUUGCUAGAACUAUAUUUAGAAAAGGGAGAGAGGGCAUAGGGAGAAAUUAUGAAAUUAUAGUGUAACUAGAGAGAGGUCUGAGGGAGAGGGAGAACACUUAUUUUCAGUAAUACUCACUUUCUCUCUCUCUCCUCUUCUUCUUCUCUCUCCCCUUCUCUCUCUCUCCCCUUCUCUCUCUCCCUUUCUCUCUCUCCCCUUCUCUCUCUCCCCUUCUCUCUCUCCCCUUCUCUCUCCCCUUCUCUCUCUUCCCUUCUCUCUCUCCCCUUCUCUCUCCCCUUCUCUCUCACACAAAAUCACCAUAAAACGUUCUCUGUGUCUCUCUCAAUCGAUAUUUCACUACCUCUCCCUCAUUCACGUUGUCACCUUUUUUUCUCUCUAUUACUCUCUCUCAAACACUACGUCACUUUCUCACUCUCUCUCUCUCUAUCUCUUUCUAUUCCUGGAUGCUGUGACGGUAUCUCAACAUCACGCGCACAUUUUUGAACCCAUUCCAAACACGUCCUUGACUGUGACGUAUUUCUGAAACUGAAACACAUGCUUCAAGUUUCCACGAAAUCAAAGAGAGUUCACUCCUUAUCAACAUCCCAAUAAUUAUAAAUAGACGCCAAUGUUCUUUUUGUUUCGACUGGGGUUGCUCCUUCGAAAGCAAAGGUAAAUAUUUUCAACAUUGAUUUUAAGUUUUUAGUUUUAUUGAUUUUGAAAAUCUUUUUCUAUUUUUAUUUUUGGAGACUAAUCGAUCAUUUUGUAUCACUUAUAUUGACGUUCAAUAACCAUCAAUUUAAAACUGUUCGCGCAUACCAUUCAAUUUCUAGACAUAGUUUUGGCACCACCAUGAUGAAAAGUAUUCAUAAAACUGCAAAUUAACCUGACAUUUAGCCUUUUGGCUAAGACCCAAGUGUAAAAAUUAAAUAAAAUAAAAAUGAACCUGACAUUCGGGGUGUUCCACACCCCCCACCCCUUUGCACUGUCAAUCGAACCUCCAUGGGGUGCAGGCACCCCUAGUUAAGAAGCCUUUAUGAUUAUGUACAUUGAUGAGAUUUCAUCUACGUUUUUGUUGUUGUAGCUGAUUUCCCAUUUAUUUGAUCUUCCCGUUUCAAUCUGUCUCGGGUUCAAGCAUCUAACCUAGUCACUCACUUCCCUCGUUGUUUGGGUGCAGGUGGCCAGACUUAGCAGGGCUCAGUGACCCUACUAUUUUUAGAUGCUUUGUUUUCAUGAACUUCGCUUUUGUUCGUACGUUUCUAUGGGGCAAAAUAUUCGGAAGCUAAUUGACCCACUUCCUGUUGUCCUACCGAGCAGAAACCAGGCACAUAGAUAUUUUGCCGGUAACAACAUAUUCUCUCAAACUUUUCAGACCCCCCCCUCCCCCCCAUGUCCCUUUCAAAAUAAGUUUUUCUAUUUUUUCAAAGGGCUAGUAAUUUUAAUAAUUUUUUCAAUUGGUGCAUGUUUCUGGUGUGAAGAUAAAUUGUGUUACUGUUGCUAUGUGCUUUGUGAUUAGUCACCUAUUUGGGAAUGUAUUUUUGAAGGGGGAAAUGAAGGGAAAAUGAAAAGUGUUUCAGCCAGAAGUUUUCCCAUUUGCAUAACUGCUCCUUAAAACAAAUAUUAAAUCACUUGCAAUUACAUAUAUGCUGACAAAAAGGCAUAUAAAGGAUUUAUAGGACCAACAUGUUGUUAAAUUAUAGUCCUGUCUUUAUAUUUCAUUCUUCCACAAACCUUGUUCCACUACUUCAUUUUAUAGCUAGUCCUUUUUCCAGCAACAAUAAAGGAGAUCUCUUAAGGUUUUUGUUUUUGUUUACUGUGCUCUGUUUCUUGUCUUACUUCUAUUUGUCUUGUUCGCCGAAGAAGGCUCCAAGCCCGUGGUUCCCAACCUUCCUAACGCCGCGACCCUUUAAUACAGUUCCUGAUGUUGUGGUGACCCCCCACAGCCAUGACAUAAUUUUCGUUGCUACUUCAUAAAUUUGUAUUUUCCGAUGGUCUUGGGCGACCCCUGUGUAAGGGCCAAAGGGGUCGCGACCCACAGGUUGAAAACCGCUGCUCUAAGCGGUAACGUUCACACAUUGCUGUCCUGUCUUUUGAUGCAAUCGUCAACUUCAACAUGUCUUGUUUCACUAUUUCAUCCAGGAUUUAGGUCGACUAAUAAUUAUUAUACCGUAACUGCUUUUCUCUUUAAAAUGAAAGCUACAAUAAUUUCACCCGUCUUUCUGGGAACUAAGAUUAGAGAAUGUCUUUCAUGUUGGAAUGACUCGGGUUUUUAGUUUGUCCCCACAUACCAUAACAAAUGUUCCAAAUGAAAAAAACGUUUGAUUUUUCCACAUGACAGCACCGCAUGCGAUUGGUUUGAUUAAAUAAAUAGCGGAAUUAGAUACUUUAAUAAUUAGACACUAUACGACACUCGGCAGCAGAGCGAUGGAAGCCACUCGAGGAGCCUUUCUUUUAUAAUUGAAAGAGAGGUUAUGUUAAGGGUUUUGGGGGAAGGGGGGGAGGGGGGAAGGGGUGACAACUCGAUUUAAUAGUAACCUAAACCAGCGGUUCACAACCUGUGGGUCGCGACCCCUUUGGGCGUCGCACGACCCUUUCCAAGGGGUCGCUGAAGACCAUCGGAAAACACGUAUACUCUACAGUUGUGAAGUAGCAACGAAAAUAAUAUUUUGGUUGGGGGUCGCCGCAACAUGAGGAACUGUAAUAAAGGGUCGCGACAAUAGGAAGGUUGAGAACCACUGACCUAAACGAUCGUGUAGUAUUUCAGAUAAGAAGGACAAAUGUGUAGAUAUUACUAGUUUCGAUGAGCAGGGUUGAUGAAGAACGAUGAUGUUCAUUGAUGAAGAACGAUGAUGUUCAUUGAUGAAGCCGGAAAUCCAUACGCAUUUUUUAAAAUAUAGUGUUUAUAGUUUAGUUAAGAGCUGCAGCUUAUCGUUGUAUCAAAUCUAUCAAUCAGGCGAGCUGCAGCUUAUCGUUGUAUCAAAUCUAUCAAUCAGGCGAGCUGCAGCUUAUCGUUGUAUCAAAUCUAUCAAUCAUGGCGAGCUGCAGCUUAUCGUUGUAUCAAAUCUAUCAAUCAGGCGAGCUGCAGCUUAUCGUUGUAUCAAAUCUAUCAAUCAGGCGAGCUGCAGCUUAUCGUUGUAUCAAAUCUAUCAAUCAGGCGAGCUGCAGCUUAUCGUUGUGUCAAAUCUAUCAAUCAGGCUCACCAACAACUGCAAGGCGCCUACAAAAUAAUCGCUCAACACUGUACUUCCUCGCCCGUCGUGUGCCAGAAUGACUCAACUGAUACCACUCGGUGUUGGGGCGGCUUGUGCCACAGCGGCCUUCAUCACUGGUCCAGUGAUUCUUCCGUUGUUUGGUUUCACCACAGGUCAGUUGGAAUCAUCAGAACUAUGGAAAACACAAACCCCCACCCGUCACACACACACACACAUACACACACACACACACACACACACACACACGCCCCACCCCAUUCCCCCAGAGUAAAAAAAAAAAGAUUAUUUCAAAACCAGUACAUUAAGUACAUCGACAUGGUUGGAGUUUUACUUAUCCGCGUUUAAAUAUUUUAGAUUGACACGCCUAUUACAAUCAGGGAGUUACAAGCAAAAAACAUCAGUUUGCCUGGUUUAACAUUACCAUAAGUUAAUCCCAUCUAGAUUUAUAAUAAGCUCAUACGCAAAACAUGUUGGUCGUUAAGAUAAUAUGGUUGAGUUUUGUUUCUUGAAUUUGAAAUAAUUUUUUUUUUUAAAUUUCCAAAAUUCGUUUAUCAAACAAAGAGAAAUUUGACAAUGCCGUACUUGACAUGCUGUUGAAAGAAAUCUCAUGUGAAGCAUACACAAUUGACCCCCUUACAAUUUAGCUUGUUUGUGCUUUGAUCAAAUUGUUGGGUUAUAAUUAUUGUAUUUGUAUUCCUAAACUCGGUGUGUCCACUUCUGCUUUUCAGCCGGCAUCACAGCUGGGUCGGCAGCCGCGUCGUUCAUGUCCUUCGUGUACACUAAAGGUGUCGGGAUGGCUGUUCUGUCGGCCGCCCAGUCGGCUGGGGCUCUGGGGACAGUGGGUGCCGCCAAGGUCGCCGUCACUGGUGCGCUGGGUUACGCCCUGACCGCCGCAGUCCAACUCAUAAAAUGAUGGAUCUUCUGGACGGACAUUAAGCGGGUCACGAAACCCAUUUAUGAAGUCGUUGUUUUUUAUUUGGCAUUAUGUUGUACCUUAAUCAUGUGAAUUAAAUAUUACAAUAACUAAGUUUACUAAGCUAAGAAAAGUUUUAUCAGUUACGCUUACAUAAUUGUUCAUCUCAUGCAUUCACCGCAAGCAGUUUAAAAUAAGAUAAAAAUAUUCGUCCUUAACUUUUAAAAAUGAAAAGCCAAAGACUUGUAUUUGUUUUUUAAAAUUCAAGUAUUAAAAUCGUUAAGACCCGAGGCGUAUAAUCACAAAUUAUUGAAAUUGUUUUUAAAAAAAAAAAGAAAGAUUUUUCAUUGUUUAGUUGUUUUUUUAUUGGUAAGCUUUACUCUUUCAUCAUAAAACUCCGAUUUUUUUUAUCUUUCUUUUCGUUAAGGGAAUUGUCCCCAUUUUAUUCUUUUUUCUACUUUCUUUUUUUUUUUUGGGUAUAGGCAGGAUGUAAACUAAUAUAUGUACAUAAAAAGUUCUUACAUUUAUGUAUAAAAGUAUUUUUUUAAUAUAAAAAAUAAGAACACUUUUUGCUUUAUUAUAUAUAUAUCAGCAACAGAACCUUCGUUUGGUUAAUGGCCGAAGACCUCAGCGGAAAACCCAGACAUGUGCCAUUUUGAAGAUUUUGAGACAAGUUGAUUUUAAAAGUAUCCAACAUUUCCACAUCCCAAAUGCUUUAAUUGUGCUUGUAUUAUUUAGUGAUAUCAUUUUACUUUGGAAAUGUAUCAGUCGCUAGAUAUUUUGUGGCAUGUCUACUUCAUCACCAAGUCAAUGCAACUGUUACUGUUAUUUGCAAACACGAUGUGUUCUUCCGGUUCAUUAAUAAAAGUCAGCAUACUUUUUCAAAACAAAACGAAACAUGUAUUAUUCUUGUAUUUGUUUAUUCAAAUAUAACUCGCUUAAAUACUCAAAUUAUUGACAUUUAAAUCAAAUUUACCCAUGAUCAGAACAAAUUAAAAUCUAAAAUUUCAGUCCCAUAAAACACUUGAACUUUAGUGAUUCAAUUAGUUUAAUUUUUUUUUUAAAUGAGUAAAAUAAAUAUCAAUAAAAAAAAAAAGCAAUUGUACGAU